AAAUAAAUUUGCCCUAAAAAAGUGCACAUUUUUAUACCUACGUCGUUUUAUUAAAGUUGACCUUGUAGCGAGUUGAAUGCCGAAUAUCGAGUGGUGAAUCAUCACAUCACAUCAUCUACUGUAUUUACGCAUACACAGGUAAACAUUUGAGGGCAGGUCCAGCUGAGCAGCUAGGAUGGAGUGGUUGUUCGGGCACCGCAUGACGCCGGAGGAGAUGCUGCGCAAGAACCAGCGCGCGCUGAACAAGGCGGUGCGCGACCUGGAGCGCGAGCGCGCCAAGAUGGAGCAGCAGGAGAAGAAACUUAUCAAUGAUAUCAAGAAGCUGGCCAAGGAGGGGCAGAUGGAUGCAGUAAAGAUAAUGGCGAAAGAUCUGGUGCGCACGCGGCGCUACGUGCGCAAGUUCAUGCUGAUGAAGGCCAACAUCCAGGCUGUCGGCCUCAAGAUCCAGACCCUCAAGUCACAGUCCACCAUGGCGCAGGCCAUGCGAGGCGUCACGCGGGCCAUGGCCACCAUGAACAAGCAGUUGAACAUGCCACAGAUACAGAAGAUACUGCAGGAGUUUGAGAAGCAGUCAGAGAUCAUGGAUAUGAAAGAAGAGAUGAUGAAUGAUUCCAUUGAUGAAGCCAUGGAGGGAGACGAGGACGAAGAGGAGAGUGACGCGGUGGUCGGACAGAUCUUGGAUGAGCUGGGGCUGCAGCUCAACGACACGCUGUCCGGGUUGCCGCAGGCCACGGGCUCGCUCUCGAUAUCUGCGAAAACGCCAGCAUCGCCUCAAGCAGUAGCGGGCGGUUCCGGCGGCGGCGGCGGCGUCGGCGGCGUCGGCGGCGGCGCCGGCGUGGCGGACGCCGACGCCGAGCUGCAGGCGCGGCUCGACAACCUGCGCCGCGAGUAGCCUGCCACGCGCUCC
Molecule: messenger RNA, 907 nt
Organism: Cydia splendana
Lineage: Eukaryota; Metazoa; Arthropoda; Insecta; Lepidoptera; Tortricidae
Gene: Vps2
Product: charged multivesicular body protein 2a
Exons: 6
Coding region: 176-892 (238 amino acids)
Biological process (GO): late endosome to vacuole transport; endosome transport via multivesicular body sorting pathway; protein transport
Cellular component (GO): ESCRT III complex; multivesicular body
Source: RefSeq, a predicted model, not a curated record